AUGACGGUAGCUGAUGCGGUCAUCGCCGCCGAGCCAGCGGCACGACCGGGCGACGAUGGAAAGGACCUGCAGAACUGGUCCUCCCUCAUCGGCAUCAUCACCGCCAUCGUCGGCAACGUCCUUAUCGCACUCGCCCUCAACGUCCAGCGGUACGCCCACCUCCGACUUCACCGUGAACGCAUCCGGGUCCGACGUAGGGCGAAAGAGGCUCUGAAGCAUGCGCCGAACGAAGGCCAAACGGGGCCCUACGGAACCGUUGGCGGAGGUGGAAGAGGAGGAGAUACAGAUGGAGACCUACCAGAGAAUGGACAGAAUGCGGACCACGAUGCUGGCGAAUCCGAGCCUCUGCGAAGAUCAUUCCGUUCCGAGGAGUCCGCUGGCUCCGACUACUCCGGCGACGAGGACAAGGCCCCCUCGACAUACCUCCAGUCACCAUACUGGUGGGCAGGUCAGAUCCUGAUUACAUUGGGCGAGCUGGGCAACUUUCUGGCCUACGGCUUCGCGCCCGCCUCUAUCGUUUCGCCUCUGGGCGUCGUUGCCCUGAUUUCCAACUGCAUUAUUGCGCCGAUCCUGUUCAACGAAAAGUUCAGGCGGCGCGACUUUGGGGGUGUCAUCAUCGCCGUGGCGGGUGUGGUCGUUGUGGUUUUGAGCGCCAAGCAGGAAGAGACAAAACUUGACCCCGACGAUGUGUGGGACGCGAUUACGACUUUGGCAUUCGAAAUAUACUUGGCCGUAACGAUCUCGUUGAUUAUCAUCCUUAUGUGGGCGAGCCCGAGGUAUGGCCACCGGACUAUAUUGAUUGAUUUGGGUCUGGUGGGACUAUUUGGCGGUUUUACGGCACUUUCAACCAAGGGCUUGUCUUCGAUACUAUCGACAACUCUCUUGGCUGCAUUCAAGACCCCUGUCGCAUGGGCACUAAUCUUCAUUCUGCUCUUCACGGCGGUGAUGCAGGUGCGCUACGUCAACAAGUCGCUGCAGAGGUUCAGUUCAACCCAAGUCAUCCCGAUUCAGUUCGUCCUCUUCACUCUCAGCGUCAUCAUUGGCAGCGCCGUGCUGUACCGCGACUUUGAGAGAACAUCAGCUGAACAGGCCGGCAAAUUCAUUGGCGGUUGCUUGCUUACCUUCUUUGGCGUCUUCCUCAUUACUAGUGGUAGAGUUGAGGAGGACAUGGAUGAUGGCAUGUCUGAUGUGGAUGGCGUGGAGGAAACGAUCGGCCUGGCUGAGCAAGACGGCUACAGUCCGACCCAACCACUCCCGCCUUCUUCCACCUCUAUUCCCUCGUCAACCUCACGCCGGUCGUCUCGAGCCUCCAACGGAAACAACACGAACAACGGGUCAAAGCCGUUUAGUUUGCAGCGCGAUUCCGGCAUUCCAUCCCUUCGCGUUCCUACAACAGCUUCGGCGGGUAACAUUACUGGCGCCGAAGCCGAACCGCUGUUGGCCAACCCCUGGAGCAAUUCGGCGACAGAAGAAGUCCUUCCUCCGCCAGGCACCAGGACCAUUUCAGACGAGUCUAUCCACACUUUCCCCGGCUUCGGCUUCGGCUUCUCCCCGUCAGAGCCGACAACACCUUACUAUGACGGACAAAUCCAACCUAGAUAUCCCACAAAUCCCACAGACAGACCCGUCACACCACGCACAUCACUGCCGCCCCGGCCUCACAGCCACAACUACCCGGGGCCCCUCUUCUCCCCGUCCCCCCUCUCAUCCACCGUGAGCGCGGUCGUCAAGGAUACUCUUCUUAGGAACGCAGAGAGUCCGCUCCUGCGUAGGCCGUCGGUGCGUCGGCUGCGUUCCAGCAUCAGAGCCAGCCUCUUCAUGCCCGACGACAAUGGCGAGGGCGCCGACGUCGACGCCGAGAGGCAAAAUCUCGCAAGCAGGGGGGACGAUCAAGACGGUGGCGUCGCGGAGCGCAGUCGCACGGCGGGCGAGGGCGCCUCUCGGGAACAAAUCCCUGGGAGACAGCGGAGCCUGAGUGAUACGCUGGGCGACUUUUUCAGGGUGAAGAAGAAGAGGAGGGACGGCGGUACAGAUCCGGAAGAGGAGGUAUAG
Messenger RNA from Colletotrichum phormii, 2052 nucleotides. RefSeq names its product magnesium transporter NIPA-domain-containing protein. Gene Ontology annotation, biological process: magnesium ion transport. The transcript is spliced from 2 exons. Gene Ontology annotation, molecular function: magnesium ion transmembrane transporter activity. The record is from RefSeq and is a predicted model, not a curated record. Gene Ontology annotation, cellular component: membrane. NCBI's taxonomy places the organism in Eukaryota, Fungi, Ascomycota, Sordariomycetes, Glomerellales, Glomerellaceae. Bases 1 to 2052 code for a protein of 683 amino acids.